CCUGUACACACAGUGGGUUUGCGUUGGCCCGGAUGUGGCAGCAGGGUGAACGCCAGGAGCAACGGAGACUCUUGAAACUCAUUGGGUAACAAUUAAAAGCAGUUUCCUGCACAAUGUCGAUUGUGCUGAGACAGAUGUACCAACUAGGACCUUCACUGUACAAAUUCCGGCCGCUUUUCAUGCGCUCAGCAGUGGAGAACCGAGUGGGACCAGCAGCUGUGUUCCUGAACAGCUGCAAGCAGUGCGGUGCCCUGCUUGAAUCCCUGAGUCGACCACUUGCUACCAAGAAAGCCAAAGUGAAAACUAAAGGACAACAGGGUCCUCGAGUGAACAUCAAUGCUGCUUUGGUUGAAGACAUUAUUGACCUCAACAAAUUAAAACAAGAUAUGCUGGAAAUCGUAGACAAUCUCAAGGAUGAUUAUGGGAAGAACCUAAAUAUAAGAACUUCACCAGGUGCUUUGGAUCAUAUUGCCGUUACUACUAAUGAUGGAAAAUUUCCAUUAAACCACCUGGGACAAAUCUCCCUGAAGUCCCCUCAACUCAUCCUAGUAGAUAUGAUGAGUUUCCCUGAGGCAACGAUGGCUGCCACCAAGGCCAUAAGAGAAAGUGGAAUGAACCUGAACCCAGAAGUGGAUGGGACUGUGAUCAGGGUGCCAAUUCCUAAAGUGACCAGAGAGCACAGGGAAAAUCUGGCCAAACUAGCCAAACAGUUUACAAACAAGUCAAAGGAAUCACUCCGAAAAAUACGUACUAAUGCCGUUGUUCAAGUAAAGAAAUCAAAGGACUCUACCUCUGAAGAUACAAUCAGGCUACUAGAAAAGCAGAUUCAACAGAUGGCAGACGAUGUUGCUGCUGACAUGGACAAACAACUGAUGGCAAAAACCAAAGAGCUUUUAGGAUGAACGAGAUGGGAAAUAUAAAUGGACAAGAGCUGAAAAACAAAGCUGUUCUACCAUACCCAUUCUCAACCCUCUUUCCCCAAAUUGAUUCCUCCAGAUACUUCCAUUUCCAUAGGUUCUGACAGUCAGCUGCUUCUGAGUUCGAGAGACCAUUUUUUUGUAUGCUGUACAGAACCUUUGAAGUGCAGUCACUAUUGUAUUCUAGGGAACACAGAAGCUGGUUUUCAGCAUAGCAAGCACUCAAAAGCAAUAAUUAAAUAAAUCAGCCGCUUCUGGUGUCAGUUACAGAGUAGAUGUUGGACAGUGAAUGUAUUUCCCUGUUCUUCUUUGAAUAGUAGCAUGAAAGGUACUUUUUGUUCAUCUGAGGGCACACAGGGCCGUGCUUCAGCAUCUCAUUUGAAAUACAGCACCUCCAGUGUUGCAGCACUGUUCUCAGUACUGCUAGCUAGAUUGUGUGCUUUGGUCUCUGUACUGGGACUUGAACACAUGACCUUCCAACUCUGAGGCAGGUGUAACCUCCUGAGUCAAGGCUGACACUUGUUAACUUCGCCAUUCAAUAUGCACUAAGUUCUUAUCAUUUAACUUCCCUAUGCACUUCCUCUCCUGGCAUCAGUGACAAUGAGGUCAGUAGAGAGAACUCAGAACAUUUGUCAAACCUGGGAUAUACCAGGUCAAUUUAUCUACUUGACAACAGUGACUGUACUUCGUUAAUAAAAUAUUGCUGGUACUUAGUAUGUUCUGGAGAGAUGAAAGGAUCUGCAAGUUCUUUCCUCCUUUUGUAUGGCACUAUAUUACACAUUCAUGCGUCUCUGAAGAUCAGUUAUACGUUAAAGAGGUUCCAUACAUUUUCAUUUUACAUAAUUUCUAUUUUGACCUGUACAAAAUGAAAUUGACACAUUCUAAAUUGUAAUCCUGAUCAACUCAGUUUUGUGGAAUAACUUAAUUUCAUUGGCUGAAGUAAAAUAUAUCAUUUUAU
Molecule: messenger RNA, 1875 nt
Organism: Hemiscyllium ocellatum (epaulette shark)
Lineage: Eukaryota; Metazoa; Chordata; Chondrichthyes; Orectolobiformes; Hemiscylliidae
Gene: mrrf
Product: mitochondrial ribosome recycling factor
Exons: 7
Coding region: 114-902 (262 amino acids)
Biological process (GO): translation
Cellular component (GO): mitochondrion
Molecular function (GO): ribosomal large subunit binding
Source: RefSeq, a predicted model, not a curated record